ACCUCGUUUCCCAGAAUGCCUCACUGCGUGCAGUCAGUGAUGUUUGUGCAGCCGUCGCUCCAACAAUGCAGCUUUUAAUGGAGCUGUGAGAUGGAAACGCAGCAGCACCGCCAGGCUGGCCGGGGACCGUAGCCGCUCAGAUUUAACACUGUCACACUUCUCACUAGCUCUCCGUCCGCUCGGGGGAGGAAUUAGCCUCCAUUUCCAGGACGCACUUUCUGCUGGAGGUUUCUAUUUUAAGAAGAUUAAAGAGAUUUAAAAAGAUCAACAUCCUUUGGGUUUUCUGAUGGGGGAUCAGAAAAUGAGCACAUCUGAGCCGUCACAUGAUCAUCAUGUACUCCUGGCUUCAUUUAUCAAGGGACUAUCCCUUUGCAUAUGCUGAACUGUUUGCUGGCAAACAUUCAGAGGAAUAGUUAAACCCCUCUCAACAGAAAAUGGCAUCAACUUUAGUGUGUAACAAUACAGAGUACAUUUUAGAGUACAGGUGAGGCUGAGCCACAGCCCACAUCGCCUACAGGACUCUGUGGAGGAACUCGGCAGCAGAUGACCUUUAGAGAAGAUUUAAUGGUUUAGUUUCUGUCCCACCACCUUGCUGACAAGGUCGACCAUGGCUGCUGCUCCUUAUAGAAACGGUUCCUUGGUGGGGCGAGGAAAGGACUGACCGGUAAACGAUGCAGCGUAACGGUGGCGGAGUGGGUGGCGGAGGCCAGACAUGGGUGCUGCGCCGGGUACGUCUCACAUGGCUCAGUUUCAUGCUCUUCUUCAUCUUGGUCUUCUUCCCGCUCAUCGCCCAUUACUACCUCACCACCAUUGAUGAAGCCGGCGGGCCCGACAAGCGCAUCUUUGGGCCCCGGCCUGGCGGAGAGCUGUGCGAAGCCAAACACGUGCAGGACCUGUGCCGCAUCCGUGAGUCUGUCAGCGAGGAGCUGCUGCAGCUGGAAGCCAAGAGGCAGGAACUCAACGGCGAGAUCGCCAGGCUCAACCUCCGCAUCGAGGCCUGCAAGCGCAGCAUCGACAGCGCCAAGCAGGAUCUGCUGCAGCUGAAAAACGUCAUCAGCCAGACCGAGCAUUCCUAUAAAGAACUGAUGGCCCAGAACCAGCCCAAGCUGUCUUUGCCUGUUCGACUGCUCCCAGACAAAGAGGACCCAGGACUACCUCCACCAAAGUCUCCUCGUUCCUGUCGUCUGCGGUCUUGCUUCGACUAUGCACGCUGUCCUCUUACAUCUGGGUUUCCUGUUUAUGUCUAUGACACAAGUUCUUAUGCUUGGGGGAAUAAUCUUGACCCACUGGUGAAGCAGGCUUUUGCGGCAUCCGUUAAAAGCAAUAUUUAUGUAACUGAUAACCCAAGUAUCGCCUGUUUAUAUUUAGUUCUGGUGGGAGAGAUACUAGAGUCCUCCCCUUUGCCGUCUCCUUCAGAAUUGGAGAAGCAGCUGAAAGCCCUUCCUUACUGGAGGUCUGAUGGACACAAUCAUGUUCUGGUGCAUUUCUCCAGAAAGUCCAUGACUCAGAACUUCUUGUACAACGUCAGCACAGGAAGGGCAGCGGUCGCCCAGUCCACCUUCCUGGAGCAGCAGUACCGUGAGGGAUUUGACCUAGUUGUGUCCCCGUUGGUCCAUGCGCUCUCAGAACCCAACUUUUUGGAGGUUCCGCCACAGGUUCCUGUAAAGAGGAAGUACCUUUUCACUUUCCAGGGUGAGAGGGUGGAGUCUCUAAGGAGCAGUCUCCAGGAGGCGCCCCCUCAAUCGUUUGAGGAGGAACUGCAGGGAGAUCCGCCCGCCGACUACGAUGAUCGGAUAAUUGGCACUUUAAAAGCAGUCCAGGACAGCCACCUGGAUCAGGUACUGGUGGAGUUCACAUGCAAGAACCCAAAGCCCAGUUUGCCGACAGAAUGGGCUCUUUGUGGGGAGAGGGAGGACAGGCUGGAGGUGCUCAAGGCUUCUACAUUCGCCCUGGUGAUCGCUCCAGGGGACGGACAGCUGGUUGCCUCAGCAGGCUGCGGCAUGAGGCUGUUUGAGGCCUUGGAGGUAGGGGCGAUUCCUGUUAUGUUAGGGGACCACUCUAGACUACCUUACCACCAAUUUAUCCGCUGGACUGAAGCCACCAUUAUAGUACCCAAGCCCCGUGUCACAGAGCUCCACUUCCUGCUGCGCAGCCUAUCUGACAACGACAUGCUCGCCAUGAGGCGGCAGGGUCGUUUUCUCUGGGAGACGUACUUCUCAACCUCUGAGAACGUUCUCAACACCAUCCUCGCAAGCAUACGAACCAGCAUCCAGGUUCCUGCCGCUCCAAUCAAGGACGAGCCCGCGCAUGAGAUUCCCCACAAAGCCGGGAAACUGGCGGGAACGGACGCCAACCUGGCCGACAACGGGGACUUGGAUCUGGGUCCCGUAGAGACAGAGCCUCCAUAUGCCUCUCCCUGCUUCCUCCGCAACUUCACAUACACGGCAGCAGACACGUACAGAUCAUGGAACAGGGCCCCGGGGCCCUUCCAUCUGUUUCCCCACACUCCUCUGGACCCGGUGUUGCCCUCGGAAGCCAAAUUCCUUGGCUCUGGAACCGGUUUCAGGCCCAUUGGUGGGGGCUCUGGGGGCUCCGGGAAGGAAUUUCAGGCUGCUCUGGGAGGAAAUGUCCCCCGAGAGCAGUUCACUGUGGUCAUGCUGACAUAUGAAAGGGAGGAAGUGCUGAUGAACUCUCUAGAGAGGCUAAAUGGGCUGCCGUACCUUAACAAGGUAGUGGUGGUGUGGAAUUCACCAAAGCCUCCUUCAGAUGACCUCCUCUGGCCAGACAUCGGUCUGCCUAUUGUGGUUGUCCGCACAGAAAAGAACAGCCUCAACAACCGGUUUCUACCCUGGGACGUCGUGGAAACCGAGGCCGUCCUCUCCAUCGAUGACGAUGCUCAUCUUCGGCACGACGAGAUCAUGUUUGGCUUCAGAGUGUGGCGUGAGGCCAGAGAUCGCAUUGUCGGUUUCCCAGGGAGGUAUCAUGCGUGGGACGUCAACCAUCAGUCCUGGCUCUACAACUCCAACUACUCUUGUGAGCUCUCCAUGGUCCUGACGGGAGCCGCUUUCUUCCAUAAGUACUACGCCUACCUGUACUCUUACGUGAUGCCCCAGGCCAUCAGGGACAUGGUGGACGAGUACAUAAACUGCGAGGACAUCGCCAUGAACUUUCUGGUGUCUCACAUAACCCGCAAACCACCGAUCAAGGUAACCUCGCGCUGGACGUUCCGCUGCCCCGGCUGUCCUCAGGCCCUUUCACACGACGACUCGCACUUCCACGAGCGCCACAAAUGCAUCAACUUCUUUGUCAAGGUGUACGGUUACAUGCCGCUGCUAUACACGCAGUUCAGAGUGGACUCUGUGCUGUUUAAGACUCGUUUGCCCCACGAUAAGACAAAGUGCUUCAAAUUCAUCUAGCCUGGGGGUCGAGCGUCUUCGCAGGCAGCCGGGGGGGGGUGGAGAUCGACGGACUGAAACAUCCACUGCAGGUAGUGAUGAAGACUGACGGCUGGACUGCAGGAUAAACAUGCAGGAGGAAGCUUUCGGGCUUGGAUUUUGUGGAGGUGGAUCGAACGUUUAACCUUAACCAGCUGGAAAUUCAGAGUGUAGGUUGAGAGAAACCACUGCCGAGAAAUGAAACCUUUUCAGCGGACGUCACUUCUUGUUUUGUUUUUUUUUACACGCCUUUUCAAUCCUGUUCAAUCAUUAACCACUAGUUACAGAAGAUAUUUGCACCUCUUACCUGCCUGCCAUGGAAAAGCAGGCAGACCUACAGUGUACAGAAACUCUUCACUCCUCAUGGUGGAGCUUCAGAAGUAACAGAUGGAAUUGUGGCUUCAGCUGAGAGCGAUUCAGUUGAAAACUGGUCUUCAAACUCAAGCACUGAUGGUCCUACAUAUUUUAUCGGACUCUUCUUUUUUUUUUUUUUUAAUAAUGUCGUUUAAAUGUGUAAAUUUAGGUCUAGUGGAAACUUUGAGACCUCCCUGCCUUUUGGGAAAUCAAAAUGACAAUGGCUCAGUCCAAUCAUGUCUUAGCAGCGUUGCGUCCUCCAGAGGGAAUUCACUUUAGCGGUCACCAUAAUGCCUCAACUGUGUCAAUAAAACCAACAAUCAUGCUGUCCAA
This is a messenger RNA of Poecilia latipinna (sailfin molly), 4121 nucleotides long. It is a transcript of the gene extl3, whose product is annotated as exostosin-like glycosyltransferase 3. The record is from RefSeq and is a predicted model, not a curated record. Gene Ontology annotation, cellular component: membrane. NCBI's taxonomy places the organism in Eukaryota, Metazoa, Chordata, Actinopteri, Cyprinodontiformes, Poeciliidae. The transcript is spliced from 6 exons. Bases 672 to 3416 code for a protein of 914 amino acids. Gene Ontology annotation, molecular function: glycosyltransferase activity.